Clavispora lusitaniae ATCC 42720 is the source of this 600-nucleotide messenger RNA. RefSeq names its product Ring finger domain family protein. The record is from RefSeq and is a predicted model, not a curated record. Lineage: Eukaryota; Fungi; Ascomycota; Pichiomycetes; Serinales; Metschnikowiaceae.
AUGUACCGAGUCGGGCUCGGCAUUGUCGUUCUCAAUGUCGUGGACGCUCUUCUCAUCUUCAAGUACUUGCACGACGUGCUCUUGAAAAACUACAUCCAGCACAAUGUGCUCAUUACCAUUUUUGGGUUCGAGAUCCUUAACCACUAUCCGAUUCUUCUAUCAACGUCGCUCCGGUUCUGCCUCGACAUGCGCCCGCUGGCGAGCGAGUCGUGGAAACAGACGAGACGGCAGCUUUUUUUCCUUGUCGAGUUGGCCUUGACUUUGCUCCUGCUCGCCAUGUCCGUGGUGUUUUCGCUUCUCUUCUUCUACCACUACACUUUCCCAGUAUACAUGUUGCCGGCAGCAUACAACAGCUUGAAAGCGGCAGUGGUGAAAACACGCAUCCUCGUCGAUUUCCGCAAGCGGGAACUCGUGCUCCGCCGCCUCCAAAUCCCCGACUCCGUGGCUGGCGAAACGUGCAUUUUCUGCUACGACGACAUGCGGCCAGGCGUCGACAACAUCCGCGUGACGCCGUGCUGCGCCCACUGUUUCCAUUACGACUGUAUCCGGCUGUGGUUGGAGUAUUCGCCGUCAUGUCCGUUUUGCCGCAAGAAAAUAUGA